Messenger RNA from Triticum dicoccoides, 1571 nucleotides. RefSeq lists its product as uncharacterized. The record is from RefSeq and is a predicted model, not a curated record. Bases 63 to 1550 code for a protein of 495 amino acids. The transcript has 2 exons. NCBI's taxonomy places the organism in Eukaryota, Viridiplantae, Streptophyta, Magnoliopsida, Poales, Poaceae.
UCGACGCAGAAGCGGAGAUAGAAAGAGAGAGCGUCCUGAGCAGCGCGAUCGAGACAGUAACAAUGAAUCAAGGCCAGAGCAGCUCUGCUGCAGACCAGGGUGUCACCGUCACCGAGUCCCUGGUGACAGAGAUGGCCCAGAGGCUAAGAACUCCGGCGCCGGAGGUGGACGCUUCCGUCGUCUGCCUCAUCUCCUGGGCCGGCAGCGACGGCUUCGACCGCCGGGACUACGAACCGGCCAACGUGCGCAUCGGCCCGUUCCACCGGGAUCCUUCUCACCCGACGGAGAACGAGAAGAAGGACGCGCUCCACCACUUGCUCCCGCACGACGACGAGCAAGGGCGUGCAGACGAUCUCAACCAUUACCUGGACGAGAUGGCUCGCGUCGUGCCCCGUGCGAGGGGGUGCUACAGCCGAUGGUUCAGCACGAUCGACACGGAGGAGUUCAAGUGCAUGCUGCUGGUGGACGGAUGCUUCCUGCACUCGCGCUUCGUCCCCAGCAGAGCAGCACCAGCGCCCGUCAACGACGACAUCUCGGUCGACCGCGACAUCGUCUUCCUCCUCGAGAACCAGCUGCCCUUCUUCGUCCUGGUGGAGGUCCAGAAGCUGAUCACGGCUGAUGCCGAGGAUAACUAUUCCGUUGUCGUCGACAACGUCCUAGGGCGCAUCCAAGCGCUGGUCCGGCUUAACGAGUACAGCGCCGUCACGGUGCCCCGCCCCACUACUCCUCCUUGCCACCUUCUUCACCUGCUCCACAUGUACUUCCGGCCUACAUCCCUGCCCCUGAACGACGCCCCGGCUAUUCCUCGGACGAGGAGUGCCGUUGCUGCUGCGCCUACACCUUCGUCGCAGCCGGCUCAGAUCCCGAUGCUUCCUCUCCGCAACAACCAGGGCGCCGCUGCUAAUGGAAACGGCGCAGCCAAUGAGGUCAUCCCACCACCACCUGGAGCCCCCGUGCGCCAGACGCGUUGGCGCGCGGCGACGUACUACCACACAGCCGGCGUGAGGUUCAUGGCGCGGAAGGUCGGCAGCGGGGACGGGGAGGCGCGAUCCAUCCUGGACGUGGAGCGGAGAGGAGACUGGCUCCACAUCCCUAUUCUGGCGAUCGACAACAACACGUUCCGGAUGCUGCGCAACAUGGUGGCGCUGGAGCAGAACAGCCCGCAGCUUCGCAGCUCCCACGUCACGGCCUACUGCCUCUUCAUGUCGCAGCUGGCCAGCACCAAGGAAGACGUGGAGCUCCUCGUCGCCAAGGGGGUCAUCGUGCACCUGCUCCACAGCGCCGACGAUGUCGCGGCGAACCUGGCCGGGCUCUGCGACGGCGUUGUCCUCGACGCGUACAACCCGGACUUGUGCUACCUCAGGGCGGAGCAUGCGGCGCUCGAGGAGGUCUGCCGGGACGGCUGGAAGAAGUCCAAGGCGUGGCUGCGGCACACCAAGUGCAACAACUAUUUGAUGGGGCUGGCCGUCCUCGCGGGUGCCGGCCUCUUCUUUUGCACGGUGGAGCAAUCGGUCUUUGCUGCGCUAAGCUAUUUUCAAGGGAAAAAAUAAAUAGUAUUGCAUAUUCCUCUC